Molecule: messenger RNA, 5928 nt
Organism: Anneissia japonica
Lineage: Eukaryota; Metazoa; Echinodermata; Crinoidea; Comatulida; Comatulidae
Product: inositol polyphosphate 5-phosphatase OCRL-like
Exons: 24
Coding region: 77-3205 (1042 amino acids)
Biological process (GO): signal transduction; phosphatidylinositol dephosphorylation
Cellular component (GO): membrane
Molecular function (GO): inositol phosphate phosphatase activity; phosphatidylinositol-4,5-bisphosphate 5-phosphatase activity
Source: RefSeq, a predicted model, not a curated record
UAAAAAAAUAUAAUUCAAAUAAAAAUGUUUUUUAUAAGCUUACUCCCAUUUUUUUUUUCAGGAUUGUGAUGAAAGCAUGGAGUUGACUUCUGCAGUUCAACAGUUGCUUAAUGCUGGUGAAGGCAUCGUCUGUAAAGCCGCCUUAGAUUCAAUCCUUGUCCAGGAAUCAACAUGGGAGAGGAAACACACUGUCCUUGCUAUCGUUAAAUAUAUUUCAAACGAGGAAGAUGCUUUCUUCGUAUUCACUCACAAUGGAAAUGUCAAUAGUGGCUUGGACCUGAGGAUAUGCAACGCCAUUCCCAUCAAAGGACACUUUAAGUACAGUUACCAUGUUGAAAGUAAAGAAGCUGGAUCAUACAUACCAAUGCAAAUUAGUACAAAUAAUUUGCAACUGAAUUUUGAAGUCAUUUACAAUCAAAGAACAUCAGGCUUUGUUGCACAAAUGAAGGAAUCUACACUAAAUUCUAUUUCCAAGAUUACUAGAGGCAUUUCUCCGCAAUUUAGUUGGCUUUCAAAGUAUGUCAAUCAAGUAGGUCGCACACCGCAGUUGAGUACGGAUCACGUAACUCAGAACCAGGAAAGUAAUGUGCAAACGUCUGCCACUGCUGUUGGCGCUCAAUCAAGCCAGCAACACAGAACUAAUCCAUUCGUGCAACCAAAUGUGUAUUCACCUCCGCUUCAAACAAACGCCAGACCAACAAGUUACGUAAAUCCCCAUGCAUCCAGCCAUCCAUCUCACAAUCCAUAUGUUAACGUACCCGUUGAUCCAUUAACACGGCACUCACAUGUUGGUAGCCAUCCUCUACGGAGACACCAUGCGAUUAGAGAUCCGCGUACCGCAAGUCUUAUUGAUUUUGAUAUCAACUCAAGUGCAUAUGCUGAACUUGAUUUGUCUGGGAACAGGGGAAGUACAUUCACAAGCUACGUUGACAAGAAUGGAAGUGCUUUCCAAGAAAAUCAAGGCAAUAGUUCAUUUUAUUUGACUUCUGGAGGGACAGCUUCAAGCAGCACUCAAAAGGCACAACCGCUGGUUGGUUUUGAGGAUAAUUUUCUGGAUUUAAGCAUCAAUAGGUCGUCAUCAUCAAACACAUCACUUUCAACAACUAGCACUGAAAGUCCCUAUGAAUACAAAAGCUUAGAUAGCUUUGAAAAUGAUGCAGGUUACGCUAAACUAAAGCCGAUUGUAAAACCAGCCGGUGUACGAGAAGAAAUACUGAAAAGGCGAGAAUCGGAGUACACAUACCCUCAUCCAUUUAAGUUGUUUGUUGGAACAUGGAAUGUUAAUGGUCAAAAUGCUGUAGAGCUUUUGACACCUUGGUUAGCUCAAAGUAAAUCUGCACCAGAUAUGUAUGUUGUUGGAUUCCAGGAACUUGACUUAAGCAAAGAGGCAUUUUUGUUCAAUGAUUCACCUAGAGAAGAGGAAUGGUUUAAAGCAGUUGAAGCAGCCCUCCAUAAAUCUGCUACUUACAGAAAGAUAAAGCUAAUUAGGCUUGUUGGCAUGAUGUUGAUAGCUUUUGUGCAAGAAAGACAUCACCCAUUUGUCAGUAAUGUAAUGGCAGAGACUGUUGGCACAGGAAUCAUGGGAAAAAUGGGCAAUAAAGGUGGUGUGGCAAUCCGAUUUGAGUUCCACAACACGUCAUUUUGUUUCGUCAACACUCACCUAGCAGCUCAUGUUGAAGAAUUUGAAAGGAGAAACCAGGAUUUUCAUGACAUUUGUCAAAGAAUGAUGUUUGAGAGGGAAGGUAAAACAGCCUUAAGUGUGUUUCACCACGACAAACUUAUAUGGCUUGGUGACCUCAACUACCGUAUUGAUUACUACGACAGCGAGACAGUAAAAGCAUAUAUACAGAAAGGGGAUUAUGACAUCUUAUUACAAAAUGAUCAGCUAAAUCAUCAACGAAAGCAGAAGAAAGUGUUUACAGGCUUUAAUGAAGGUCAUAUAAAGUUUCCGCCAACUUAUAAAUAUGACACAGGAACAGACAGAUGGGAUUCAAGUGAAAAGCAGAGAGCUCCAGCAUGGUGCGACAGAAUCCUGUACAAAGGCAAUGAAAUUAUGCAGCUGGACUAUUCAUACCACAAAGCACUCAAGUUAAGUGAUCACAAGCCGGUCAGCAGUAAUUUUGAAAUUGUGGUUAAAGUCAUUGAUGAAAAGAAAUACAGAGAUGUUGUAGAGGAAGAAAUUCGAAACCAGGAUCGAGUAGAAAAUGAGGCUCUUCCUCAAGUAACGCUUGAAAACAAUCAGCUGGAGUUUGAAAAUGUGAAGUUUAUGGAACCUCGAACGAAAAAAGUAAGCCUGGCCAACACGGGGCAGACAGGUGUCCAUUUUAAGUUUGUUAAUAAACUUGAAGAUAAACAUUUCUGCAAACCGUGGUUGAAAGUUGAACCAUCUGAAGCUUAUUUCCUUCCAGGCGAUCUUGUAGAAUUAACUGUGAGGAUACUCGUUGAUAAGAAUACUGCCGCUGCACUGAACUGUGGUGAAGACAAGAUUGAAGAUAUAUUAGUUCUCCAUCUGGAGAAUGGCAAAGACUACUAUAUCACUAUUAAUGGUAAUUAUAUUGCUAGUUGUUUCGGCUCAUCAAUAGAAGCGCUUACUAGAAUGCAUUGCCCAAUACGAGACAUGGAUCCCAAAGAUGUUACAGCGCUGGAACAAGGAAAAAGUGAUUUUGAUAGUGUGCAAAAGUUUGACAUUCCGAAGGAGAUUUGGAUGAUUGUGGAUCACCUGUUCAGAAAUGGCCUAAAGCAGGAGGAUCUUUUCCGUCAAGAAGGCCUGAAGAACGAAAUUCUUGAUAUCAAAGACUGUUUGGACUUGGGUAUUCCUGAAGAAAUUCCUGGAAGUAUUCAUUCCGUGGCGGAGUCUUUAAUGCUGUUUCUAGAAUCGCUUCGUGAACCUGUAAUUCCAUUUAAAUACUACCAGAAAUGUCUAGAUAGCUCUAACAACUUUGUUCUUUGUAAGCAGGUAAUGGGAAUGAUUCCAACAAGCCACAAAAAUGUAUUCAAAUACUUAACAGCUUUCAUCAGAGAACUUUUAUUCAAUUCCGAUGAGAACAAACUAGACGCCAAAACAUUGUCGACCAUGUUCGGUAGUCUGUUUCUGAGAACCCAAAAUGCAAGUCAACUUGAGAAGUCUGGGAGGACAUCUUUAAGUGUGGCAAGGAAGAAAGCUUCUUUUGUGUACCAGUUCCUUAUUAAUGAAUAUGAUGACUAGAAUGAUGGGAGGAAAGAGGUUUUUCCCAAGCUAGUUUCUCUAUUGGACUAGAUACUUCAAGUUUGUAUAUGUUAUUCUUCACUCAUUCUUCAAGUUGGGCUCCAAUUGCAAUGAAAAACCUUGGAAAUGUCACAAAGAAACCUGGAAGAAGUCAGAAAAACCGGAAAAAUAGAAAGUUCUGUGGAACCCUUAAAAAUAUCAGUCAUAAACUUGGAAAUGUGAUGGAAAAAUUCUAAAUUUCAUGGAAAAUUCUUUAUAAAUGUCAUAAAACUUGAAAAAGUGGUGGACACUUGGAUAAUAUAGUGGAAGUGCCAGAAUGUCAUGAAAGUGCCAGAAUGUCAUGGAAGUGGCGGAAUGUCAUGGAUGUGCCGGAAUGCUAUGGAAGUGCCGGAAUGUCCUGCAAGUGCUGGAAUGUCAUGAAUACCUAACAAAGUUAUUGAAAGUACUAUGAAAUUUUAAAAUAUGUUUGCGUCAGGGCUAUUAAAGUGAUUGAAACUUUGUGAACUGUCAGUGUCGUCAAAAACUAUAUAGUAAAGAAAUACAUUUCUGAAAUUAAAUUAUUUAAAGUUUUACUCUUUCCUCACAUUCCAAGUGUAAUACAAAUUUUGCAGAAUAAUCAUUGAAAGUCUUAUAGAUGUCACAUAAAUUGAGGAAUUUCAGUUGAAAUUAUUUUUUACUUUUAUCAUAGUGGCUGUUUGGUUGUACGCGUUAAUUUAAGCGAAAUUAGAUACACAUUAGAUAUUUUGAACCAUAUUUUUUUUAGAUUUAAAUUUUUAUUUUAAAGAUUGCAAUUAUUAGCUUCUUCUGUAUUUGGUCUUAUAUGGUAUAAUUUAUUAAACACAAAUGAACCUUUAUACGUACGUCAAACUUUUACAACUACGUAGUCUGUAGUCAGCGUCAGAACUGUUUGUUUCUAGCCAAUAGAAUUCUCACUGACAAGAUGCGAGUUCAAAAGAGUUGACAGUUUGCAUUGUCUCUCGUCCCAGUUCAUAGAUAUCUUGAUGUGAAUAAACAGGCCUGAUAAUGACUACAGACUGCAUAGUCGAAAACAUGAAACGUACGUAUAAAAUGUUAGAUUAUGUUUUAUUUAACCUUAGAUAUUAGUCAUAUCCAAUCAUAUACACUUUUUUAAGAGAUCUAAAAAGGGUUAUUAUUUUUCAAAGUAGGAUCCUUGCCCAAAUCAAAGCUGUGUGCUCUUUCUACUUAUUCAAUUUUAUAAUAAUUGUUUUAGUAUUAACUUGGUAAUUUUAAUGCCACCCUUUCCUGUCAUCGUAUUUAGUUGGCUCACAUUUAAACAAUUCAUCCAUAUCAUGUUUAUAAGUUGGCUCUCAUUUUAACAGCCAUGUAUUCUCUAUAUUGGCUCAUGUGUAAAUAUUUCAUCCUUGUCAUCGUUAUCAAUGGGCUAACAUUUAAACAAUAAACAUUUAAAUAAAUAAAUAAACAAACAAUUCAUCCAUGUUCAUAUUUUAUUCGGUAACAUUAAAGCAAAUCGUCCCUCUCCCUUUUUUUUAUGACUCCAGUUGUGAUAAAGUUUAUUGUGAUAAAUUCAAGAACAUGAUAAUAUUUGUAUGUAAUAGAGUUCGUAAUGAGUAUGUCGAUUAUGUCUGUGGUUAAGCAGGCUUGGCAUAUAUUGUUAUAUAAUAAUUAAUAUAAAUGCAUAAUUUAAUAGGAUGGAAGAAGAAUGAUGAAGGGUUUUAUUUUAUGUUAUGUAAAGCUGUUUUGUAGACAAUGAUAGAGAAAGGAAGCAUGGGGAAAAUUUUAGACCACCUUUACCCACCCCCACCUUAUCCCCGUUUUGGACAUCAAUAAUUUUUCUAAACUCUAAAGGUUAAAAAAACUCCAUGCUUCCUGUAAUCAGACAUGAAGGAAAAUUGUGUAUUAUUUAUCACAUAAAAAGUCUCAUUUAUUAAUAUUAUUGUUUUAUUAUUAUUUGUUGAUUUUUUUUCUUGCCAGUUAAUGGACAACAUGUUGUUAUAUUCAAUACAUAGACCAUAAAAGUGACUGGUUAUCAAAUUAAGGAUUUUUGUAGCAACAGAUUUGAAAAAAUGAACUUCUGUAAUUGGAAUGUAAUAACUUAUUUGACCUGUUUAAAUGAACUAUUCAAUUUUUUUAAUUGAUUUUUUAAAGGUUUAUUUUAUAUUCAGUUAAUCCAAAAAAAUAUGAUAGCUAACAAUAGAUAGGUCGCACAUGUGAAAUGUUGAUAAAUAAAUUAUAAUGAAUACAUUAAUCAGUUUCAUCAGCAUCAUUAAUAUUUUGUUAUUAAUGUAAUGGUACUACUUUGUAAAUAGUUGAUUUUUCUUAAUGAAAAUGUUAAUCUUAUUGAUCAUGUUAUUAUUAUUAUAAAUUGUUAUAUAUGAUCAAUGGGGUGUAUUAUUUAUAGAUAUUUCAAUUACAGGUGAUUGAGUUCAAUAUCUUAAUUAUAUUAAUUUCACACACUGUUUUACAUAGUAGCAAUUAACCCAAUUUAUUUAUCUUGUAAUUACUUUGUUUUUGUGUACGAUCAAAUUGUGUUGUGUUGUAUGUGAAAUCCGAUUUUAGUAAAUUGCUAAAGAUUUAUUAUAAAGUGUUAUAUGUCCUAAUAUAAUAUUAUUGUUAUUGUUUUUAUUUGCUUUCCUGUAUCGUUAGAAUUACCUGUACAAUAGGUUAAGGGUUAAUAUGAUUUUUAUGAAAUUUUAAAGAUUAAUUCAGCACAAAUGCUUUAAUAAAAUAUAAUGAGAGAUACA